AUGGCCACCAGCCGAACCGCCUCAUGUCGCCCGUCAAUACGGCUCUCGCCGAUACAUUCGCGGGAGAAUUCCCGUUCGACAUCACCCGAUCGCAAUCCGACAUCCUUAUACCAAAAAAUCGACCCAUUGCUGAGCAAUCUUUCCCCGGAAUCGACCCUUCUAGCCCUGACGACUACCGAAGCUGUACCCGCAAACAGUAAUUUCUCGCACAAUGUACUCUCUCAGAGCAUCUCUCAAGUCACCCCGGGGGAGCGUGCAGUCGGUAUUCGCGCAGCCAUUGCUGCGCAGAAUUUGAACAUAUGGUAUAAGGAAAUUCGAUCUUGGAUGUGGCCCGCGCUUGACGAUGCCAAAAUGGGAGCUGGAUUUGUGCCGCCUGCUGAAACGCCGGCGGACGCAGAGUGCGCCAGCUCAACACUCCACUCUGACCUUCCGGUCGGCAGAGCCUCAAGCAGCUCCGAGAUAGAGUUCUAUGGAAGCCUACCCGCAACGCUUGUGGAAGAGUACGAAAAGAGGAUUGAAGAGAUCCGCGACGGAAUGGAUAAUUUGAACGUCGAAGAAUUGAAGGAGCACGUCCUCAACGCCCACAUUCCAGCCCGCUCCCGCCCUUCCUCAUCAACCAGCUCCGGAUCCGUGCCUCCACCACUCAGCUAUGUACAACUAAGCGAUUUCACUGCCGUGGUCACCGCGACAAUCUUGCGUGCACUGCCAUUGUUGUCGAAAUUAAACAGUCUAUUAACAACUUGGGAUGUCCGUCUUCUCGUCCUGCGCCAAAUCCCAGGUCUCUUGCGGGAGCUGAAGACCACACGACAUGAAAUCGACUCGGCCUUGAAAAAGCUUCGUGCUGCCGACACGCUGCAAAGAAUUGACUCCAGGCAGACCGACUCGCAUUUAGUCGCUGAACAUGGCAAGAUCGAAUCGGCUGUCGUAGCCGUGGGACGUCGAAUGGACAGAGCUCUGGAUUCACUAGAGGGUCGACCGGACUCUCUACCAGAGCGUUGGAUUGAUGAGCUGGAGUCCAUUGAGUCGGACUUCGCCGCUUGGUCGGUUGAGGCCGAACGGUACAGACUUCGCACGAAGUGGCUCUCUAUGAGGCGGAAGCAACGCAGUGAAGAAAUCAUUGUGGAAUCGAAAGUCAAAGAUGAGAUUCCAUUGGCGAUGCAAAUUCCAGAUUUGCAAGAGACCGCCAAUCAAUCUUCCCAGCCGGAAGCUAUGCCUGAGUUGCUCUCUCCCAUCAAAGAAGCGAUGGAGGAUUCAGAAUUGCAUUACAUUUGCGACGAGCGUGAUUCACGGGAUUUUUCCUACGACCGCAGCAAAUCUCCACUUCAAGGUGAAGAGCCACAGCCGUCGAUUCAAGAACCCGAUGCGUCUUUGGCAAUCCCGUCUGUAUCAGAAUCCAAACCCACUGUACCUCCUGAGGAUGUUUUGACCAUUUCCAAUGAUCUGUUCGAUGGGGACUUCCAAGGCCCCACUGAACAAGCUCCACUGAAACACGGUGCUAGGCAAUUGACAGCCGAGGACCCUUCUCUUCAUAGUCAGAUACCACAAACUCCCCAAAUCCCGAGCACGGCAAGCAGUCCUUGUGCCUUUUCCCAUUUCCGGACACCGCCGAUUCCCGAACACAGCCAGGGGUUGACCCGAUUGACAGACUCAAGUCUGACUGAUUGUGACCCGUUCAUUGAAAGUACGGUGGCGCUUAGCGGUGUUGGAGUCAAGGUUGUGUCCCCCAAAGAUUUCAUACAAUCUGAGGGAGGACAUCUCGCCGACGGCCAUCUGCCCGUCAGUCGAGAAAAUGACGAUGUUUCCGGCACGGCGCAGUCUCUCGCAACAUCUUCAUUGUCAUUGUCCCCGAGACAAGAGCCGAAGAGAACACCAGACACCUCAGAGACCUAUCAGGCCGUCAGUUCUUGGAGAUUUAGAGGACGUCCAGGUUCGGCAGAAUAUACGCCGGCCCUUCCCUGUGGCCCAUUUACCAACGAUACUUCUGUCUUCUCGCAAGAUAAACCUCAUCCUUUCUCAGAACUUCAAUGGAAGCCCACGCCACUGGCAAGUUCUGCUCUGAACUCAGACCCAGGUUCUACGUCCGCCGUUGCGGCUGCGCGUGUGGGGGAAGAAGACUCGAAACCGGAGCCCCCAACCGCUCGGAAGCCGUUACAAAGUCCAAUCAAAUUGGCGAAGCACCGUCCUGUUAAAUUGAAUAUCAGUCAAGACGUCCGCAGACCACGUCAAGGCUGUAGGAGAUCGUCGAAUGGUUCUUCGGGGUCUUUGCUUUCUGAGAAUUCCUCUUCGCUUUCAAGCCCAGAGGCCCCUGAGCCUCAAACGAGUUCUUCACACGGGGACGUUCUCAUGACACCAUCCCGAGAAAAUAAUUCUCGUCUCAAGCCCGAAUUUGCGCAAGAAGGUCAUUCGUUGCGGGCAAGUCAUCUGUUGCGCCUCGAGAAUCCAAAGCCUGCCGCGAACGGCUUCUCGGAGAAUCGAGCGGUCAGCCUGCAACUGGAGCGCUUCAUCAACGAUGAGUUUGACUUCGACCGACAUGAACAAGACGACGUCGACGCGAACAGUGAUCGGACCCACUUCAUCAGCUACGCGCCGGGGCCUAGCCGGCCGCCUAGACUGGCUCGCGGAAAAUCCGCAUCGGACCUGAAGGAUGCCGCGAAGUCCAAGAAAUCCGCCGAGCACCCCGCUAAAGUAUUCGGCAUGAACACUGCUCAUCGUGCCCUGAUUCAUCAGGAUCAACCCAAGUCUGUUCGCCUUCGCCAGCGAUUGACCGCUCAUCCCAGCCUUGAAAGUUUGGGUGUCAAAAGGCAAGAUUUACCAUUCGUCGAGGAAGACGAGGCUGAGGUUGCCUAUGAGAGCUCUCGCGCAUCCUCCCCAUUGCGACGCAAACCUCGUGACCACCUUGACGAGAAGAUUGAUUCUAUUCUGAGCGGGCUGUCCGGCAGAAUCCAUCUCGUCGAUGCAAAUCACGACAACGGGAACACGGCCUUAUCUGUGGACCGCAGAUCAAGAUGCCAGUCCGAAUCUCCUCGUGGUGCAACUGCACGAAGUACAACGCCUGCGCCUUCCAUGAUGCUCAUGCCAGCCGCUCGAAGACGGUUGUCUCAUGUCACCAAGCCUGAGGAUAGUUGUGUGAAACUCUAUCACCUACAUCAUGGUGGCCAGACUGCGCCGACCAAACUCUUUGUGCGCACAGUAGGUGAUGAAAAUCAGCGGGUCAUGGUCCGCGUCGGGGGUGGUUGGGCCGAUCUUGGGGAAUACUUGCGUGAAUAUCUCACUCACCAUGGCCGCCGCAAAGUCUCGGAAACACCUCGCGUGGAAGUCCAAGGCUUGACGGCCAAAACCUCACCGAAUUAUGCAUCUCCUGCUGCUGUGAUGACACCUCGAUCUACAUCCCCUUACCUGACAACAGGCCGAGUCACUCCAUCUCGCCCCCCGUCGGUGAUCAGCGCUCGACCAGCAUCCUCGUUGAACGUCCGUAAGAGACGUGGUUCAAAUGUCUCUGAGAUACAUGCGUCUCGAUCCGUGACAGUCGGAGCUAUCACUUCUUUCAUCUCUCCACCCCAAGCCCUUUUAUCCCGUCAACGCAGGGUGUCUAUGUCUCCAGAUUUUUCUUACAACAGCAACAACGAUCUGUCCUCUCCCGAUCUCGCAUCCAACGGAUUUGGCCAUGAUAGCCAGCCGGCUCCUCUUGGUCUCGCGGGUCCCAAACCCCGCUCAAGACAUAUUUCUAUGAGUCCUGAGGGGGAGGCAUGGGUCGAGGAUGUCUUGCAGCAGACGCGGCGGUCUAGCUCCGCCCAUGCCCCAUCUUUCACACUCAACUCUGUACUCGGAGCUGACAAGGCAAACGAAGUCCUUUCGCCUGAGGGACGCGAUCGCCCUUUCAAUAAUCAGCCCCGGCGAUCUGUGCAAAAAGUAUCCAGUGUCAGCGAUAUCAGAUCCGUCGGAGCCAGCAAACAGGUUUCCCUGCGAGGUCUCGGAAACGUGAGAUGA
Molecule: messenger RNA, 3987 nt
Organism: Penicillium diatomitis
Lineage: Eukaryota; Fungi; Ascomycota; Eurotiomycetes; Eurotiales; Aspergillaceae
Product: GAS2 domain protein
Exons: 2
Coding region: 1-3987 (1328 amino acids)
Molecular function (GO): microtubule binding
Source: RefSeq, a predicted model, not a curated record